Molecule: messenger RNA, 2139 nt
Organism: Ooceraea biroi (clonal raider ant)
Lineage: Eukaryota; Metazoa; Arthropoda; Insecta; Hymenoptera; Formicidae
Product: sec1 family domain-containing protein 2
Biological process (GO): vesicle-mediated transport
Source: RefSeq, a predicted model, not a curated record
AUGGAGGCUGCUAAUGGCUUGGAACAAUUUCUCACAGACACUUGGAACGAUAUCGUCGGUCUGGUACAUGAGUCCGCAGUGUACAUAGAUCAUGCAGCGACCGAGUGCCUGCACUGGUACACCAGUGGCAAGACGUAUGCCUUUCUCAAGGAUGCUGGUGCAGUGUCGGUAUACGAACUGGCCAUGUACAAUUUUCGGUAUGUCAAAGUAAAGAAUUGCAAGAGAGCCGUCAUUAUCUCGACCUCUACCAAUCCAGCUUUCUACCAACGCACAGUUAAGAUGAUAAUGGAGAAAAACGCAUUCGACAGCUGUACGAUUGUCACUGCGGCGCAUUCAACUGUGCUGACUUAUGAGGACACAGUGCCAGUAGAAGAUAGAGUCGAUUAUGCAAAACUAAAGAGGGAUGUAAAAAGUUGGAUGCGCUCAAAUCAGCAAUCGCAGGAUUGUAUGGUGACGAUACUAUUCCGGCCAAUCUUCAUUAGCUCGAUAGACGACGGUUUAUUCGUGACGCCGCCUUUCGGUGAUCUACUACCGCCCCUGAACAGCGCCUCAACGGUGGAUUCCGAGUUUGCGAUUGAUCAUCUCGUGAGUUUGCUCGACAACUUGUUUGCAUACUUGAACUUAAAAGAGGACGUUUACUCGAUGGGGAAAUUCAGCGAGCACGUUGCCGAGAAAUUGGAAACGUUACCGGCAGCUAUCAGUCGUAGGAAUAAUUUAGCAGGUACAAAGGGAAAAGGGGUAUCUUUAAUCUUCGUUGACAGAACGCUAGACCUCUGUACUCCUACCAGUAACAAUACUGAAUCGUUGCUGGCCAGGAUACUGUGCACCCUGCCUCACUUACCUCACCACUAUAACGACGUCGCGAUAAACAUGUCUCCUUUGUUCCAUGGUCCACAGGAGUCUAUUGAGGUACCGGGAUGCUUGGCCAGCAACGACAAGAGUCUGAUGAAUAUGUUGAUCACGAAGAAGCAGAAAGAGGUCUUGACCACGAUAAACAAAAUGCUCAUCGAUAUGCUUACAAUGAAGGCAAAUUCGAGAUUAAAGGAGACCCUGAAACCGAAAUUGGCAACAAGGAUCUCCGCGCACAGUUUAGAAAAGUUUAUGCACAAGUUCAAGGAUGUAGACGACCUGCGUGCUAUACUCGAGCCAAGCAAGAAGCUUCAAGUGAUACUGGGAAUUAUACAAGCGCUAACAUCCGAAAAAACGUCGCAGUUAGAACUGCUGAUCAGUCUCGAGAAACUAGUCUUGCAAAACAUAGCUGUAAGCCGCGACUCGACCAGCGUGCUCGGGCAAUUCAGCAAUAUAAUAAAGACACGCGAAAAACGAGGCCUAGAUACAGACAAUAUAUUGGCACUGUUGGUGCAUAUUUACGCGCUCGCUGGAACCGAGAUACAGUUCUGUCCUCAGCAAGAGCAACAGCUGAUGGAAGCUAUUGCCGAUGCUGUAUUUGAGGAUACCACAAAAUUAAAUGAGAACACGAUGAACAGCAAGAUGUCAGUGUAUCAGCAAACUUUACUGCUUUCUGGUGCUGCUGAUGCCGAGACUAUAAGAGAAACUUCUAUGAGAGUAGCAGAUCGCAUCAUGAACGUUUUACAUGAAAUAGCACAGCAACGCGCAUUUCUACAUAAUUACACAUCUCUAAUGUCUAAAUCGAGUUCUCAAGAGAUUGUUCGACGUAUCGGCAUCUUGCAACAACUGCUAACAGAUAUGCUCUAUCCAGAGAAACACGAGCUUCCUGACUUACAUCAAAGAUCACCUUCGCUUAUAUCGGCUGGAUUCAACUUAUUCUCUAAAGGAAGGAUGAAACGUCAUCCAUGCGACAAUGACUGGAUUAUCAUUUAUGUCAUCGGAGGUGUAACACCGGAGGAAGUAAAGGAAGCUAAAGAAACCAUAUCAUCGUUCAACCUAAAUUGCCAUGUAACAGUAGCAGGCUCAAGGUUCUUAAAUCCAUUAGAUAUAGUAGAUAAAGUUCUCCUAUCAUCGAUUGAUUAUUGAUCCCCGAGAUCUGUCUUGUUUACAAUUAUGCACUGUUAAAAAUAGUCCACUUUAUACCAUUGUCAGAGAUUGUAUAGCGAAUCUGUUUUGUAUCGUCUGCGGACUCUACGUGGCACAUAAAUUCGCGAGCAACGUUAUUCUUGC